Acanthaster planci (crown-of-thorns starfish) is the source of this 3258-nucleotide messenger RNA. RefSeq lists its product as uncharacterized. The record is from RefSeq and is a predicted model, not a curated record. NCBI's taxonomy places the organism in Eukaryota, Metazoa, Echinodermata, Asteroidea, Valvatida, Acanthasteridae.
CUGUUUUCUUGCUGUUAUGCCUCGCCACUCACGGGAGACAAUGCAUAAUGCUGGUUAAAGGAAACUCAGGUAUAAUGCAAAAACUCCAGAUUGCUAAAGUUAUCAGCUGCUUAGCGAAUAUCUCCUUGAGACUUAAAAUCUUGUUCUAAAAGCUUUUUUAACUCAAUCACGGAUGUGCAAACCAGGAGUGGGUGGUGGAAGGGAGCAUAUUGACCAGAGAAGUGGGCUAAUAAUUCACCUCUCCUCCCCUUUUUGACCGGGGGAGGUGUGGAAUCACCACUCCCCCACUUUUUCGUGGUGAGAAAGAAAAUAAAGCUGAUGGUGAAGACUUUGUGGACUUUCAAAGAACAAUGUUUCUUCAACAGCACUCCGAAAGGGAAAACAAAGGGAACAAUCCUUCAAAUGUUCCAUUUUGAUGUAAACUUCUGCAGGAAAGACGAACAUCUUUAUCCUUAACAAUGCCCCCGGUGUCUCCUUACAACAGGAAAUUACAGCUGCAUCAAUUCCAACUGGUAAUGGUCUUGAGUUACAAUUGAAUGAAAGUUCCCCAAGACGGGGGGAAUUUCCGUCUGUUCUGGAAUGUUCCGACCUCAUUGCGCAAGGACGGGAUUACCCGAGCUGCUCCAGGAAAUCCAGGGUAGUGCCGCGCUCAGCUGACGAGGGGUGAAAAGCAGCUUGCGUGGUUUGUCGGCGAGCCAGUGUAAGGGACGAUUUCGUCAAGCAAACACUUCCUUGGAUACAUCGACUGCUCAAAAAAGAGGGCCGAUCCUGCAUCUGCACAUUAAACUCGCAAAAGCGAAGCAUAUAUCGUCUACUUAACGUUACAGUCGAUCGUUUCACCAUGAGGCACGUCGCGAUGCUUCUGAUGUGUGUCUCAGCGUUGCUCGCUGUCGUUUCUGCCAUCGACGUCCGUGUGGCGACCAAGUUUACGACGACCGAGGUCACCACGCUUUCGCAGAACUCGACCGUGAAUCUGAUCGGUUUCCUCUGCGGCCAAGCGAAGGGGAACACUGUGAAUGUCACAGUCGUGUUGAACAAUAACCCUUACUGGCGUCUCAACCAGGGUGUCCUUUAUUACUACGUUGUGGACUCGCCCAGCAAGGGCGAGGCAGACGCCCUCUGCACGAACAUGAACCAGGGCGCGCCGUGGGCGUACUGCACAGUGAAGUCCUGGCCGUCCUUGGGGGACUUGUACAUCAAAGGGCGCUCGGGGCCCGUUGAGGCGGUGAGUUUCAGCUUGGAUGCGGAGAGAACGCAGCAGAGUGAGGUGAGCUUUAGCGCUGACGCAGUGAAAAUUGACAAGCAGGUGCCUGCAUCAGCACAAAAGGCUCCCACGUCAACUGCUGAACCCCUGCCUCGAGUGCCUCCGGGGUAUAAGCUAAGGGACGGCAAGACCGUCUACCUGACAGAGUACAUCACGCUGACGGCCUCGCAGGUGGUGCCCAGGCUUCAGGAGGCCCACCUCAACUUUACCUUCUGCCCGACCCCGGAGACCGGGUCGCAGUACUCCAUCAUCGGCACGGUCAUCGCCAAAGAAGGGAGAAGUUCCUGGGUUCAGUACAUUUGCAACAAGUACCCAUGCGAGCUGAGCCAUCCUGAGAACAUCAUCGCUUAUAACGGUAGACAGCUACCCAUCAACACCGUGGUUACCGGAGCGGGGCAAUGGAAGCAGUUGUACGCCCUCAUUAUCUGCUGGGGUGGGCCCUUCGAUCCCAAGUCCGGUUUGUACAUUGGCGAUUUCCUUUUCGACGCCGUCGCAAACAAGGUGUAAAUUCGCAGCAGUUGCGUCGUCUCAGAUGUGUUCUUCAUGCCAAAUCGUGGUACAUAUUAAACUGAGGAAAGUGGGUCAGAUGCAACCUGUGUUAUUUUCUUUACUGCAGUUUUUGGCUGCUUGUAAAAUGUUCUGGGUAGAACGAAGUGUCUUCGACUGUCACACUAUGUAGUGAGCUAGAUCCAGUACACAGUGGUUAUAAACGGCCAUGUUCUCAAAAGAAUCUUGCACUUGUGACAAGGUUAUAAGGGUUUUAGGUGCAUGUCUAAAACAAUGGCGACGGCGAAGUACCACUUUGAAAUAUUUUUUCCCGUUGAGUCCCCCCUGGGCUUCCGUAUUUCACGGCUUAUGACAUAAAUGAUGACGGAUUUAACGCUUUGGAAGUUUUUGUCCAACGUUCUACCGUCAGAUUUUUUAUACCUUUAUUUCAUCAACUUGGUAUUAAUCAAGAGCCUGUGGGUAUAGACCAAGGCAGUUUUUUUCUAUCCCGUAUUUUAAUAACAAAGUAAAGCUGCGAAGCCGUUCUAAAUCUUUGUGCAGCCAAGUCCUCAUGUACCCCCAUAAUAUUUUCACUCAAGAUAAUUAAGUCCCCAUUAUAAGUCGCGAGUAUACUCUAAGUAUUCACGUUUUUGGUUGUAAACGGUACUGACAACACGUUGCUGACUGGUUACCUUUGAUUGCACAUACCUCUUGAGCCGGUGUUCUAUUCAGGCAAGUAGUAAUGUCAAGGACCUACACAAUGCAAGUUUCUACGACAGCCAUCACAAAUACAUCUGUGUGCUUGACCUUACUGACAGUUUCCUAUUUUAAAAUGUGUUUUGGUGCAUUUUCGCUUUUUUGUAGUUAUGCGAGUUGCCAUAUUAAUCAGCAAAAAUUUACUAUCGCUCCGUGUCGAAAACCUAGAUGUUGCACUAACACGUGCGCAGAAACUACUGCCAUUGUUCAUGUCUCGCUGUUCUUCGGGGGGGGGAUAUCAUAAUUUGGUCAAUACAUGGCAGUGAGUAUACUGGAAGACUCUUUGACCCAAUUUCAGUCAGAUUCCCCAGCGUAGUGUAUUCAUUUGAAAACGUUCAAUUAAAAAAAAAACAAACAGACUCUAGUCUAUGAUUUCAUUCCAUCCCCUCCCAAAAAAAAUCAUCUGGUACCAUCCCAUUAAUCAAGGUUUUAAAAAUAAAUAAAAUACGUUCAGGAAUACGACUGAAAUUGGGUCUUUCGCGAAUAUGGUUUAUCUGCUGUUCCGAUAGAAAAACCCAUGCACCCAUGUCAUCAGCAAAUGACAUCGGAGGAACAGAGCCCCGCAGUUGUCCCAACAAGCGCAGGUUUCAGAUAGGCAUCUUUCAAUGCACCCAACGCCCCGAAGAUGUCGCAUAGGUUGAGUUCGGACGGCCUGUUCUUUUCAUGGGUUUCUAGUUCUCGCGCUCGAACGGCAGGAACGCGACUCAAGAACACUGUUCUCGGAACAGGAUCACACACCACCUCUUCGUCAG